GGGUUGGGUUUCCGGCAAGUCUCGCGACUUCUCGUAGAAUCUCGCUAGUGGCCAAGAUGGCGGCGCCCUGGAGAAUGGAAAUUUGUAUUUUGAUCAAAACAUGAGAAAAACAGAGCACAGAGUAGACUGAGGCCAGCAGUGAGCAGUGUGAGGCAUGGCAAUGAGAAUGCUGCGGUUGUUGAGAGGAGUGGCGUACCUCCGUCAGGAGGUCCUGUCACAGGCCACAUGUGCUCACAGACACUGUCACACAGGUGUCUGCAGAAGUUACUGUUUCUGCCAACCAGUGCUAGUAUCUGGGCUGACCUGUUUUACCAACAACAAAGUUUUGCAGACCCCAGGACAAGGCCCUCCCCAGCACUACACAGUCCGUCACCUGUGUUCUGGCAGUGGGAAGGCUGAAACACCUAAGGAGGCAGGCAAAACUGCUGUGGCUGAAGGGGACAGUAAGAAAGCAACAUCCAGUAAAGACAAGUUAGUCAAGACCAUUUACAGAGUAAAGCCCAAGCCUAGGAAAAGAAUAGACUACAGCAAAGCGUACACAGAUAACAACACCAUCACUGCAGUACGCGCCAUGAGUGAGUUUCUCCUCAAACCAAGUGAUCUGGAAGGCCUGAGGAAAACAGCACGUCGCAGUCCGUACUCAGACCCCAACUCUCCCCCGCUCAUGGUGUACCUACGAGCUGAUGUGGAACAAAAAGCUAUUGAGGUUUGGGGGAGCACGGCAGCUCUGCAGAGAGAGAUGCAGAAAAGAGAAAAGAAUGCAGAUGCACAGAAACAGUACACAUUCAGAUAUAAGAAGGCACUAAAGGAGUACAGGAAGUUCUUUGGAGAAGGCGGGGUGGAACCUCCGUUCAUCUUCGGCUCAGGCAAGCCUCAGGACAGGUCUUACCUGGAGGAGCCUGUUCACAGCUUGUUCAGUGGGUCAGGACAUGUGGUUAUGAUGGCCAUUGGCAUAAAUACUCUGAAUUUUGCCUUCAAACUGGUUGCCUGGGUCUUUACUGGGUCUGCCAGCAUGUUCUCCGAGGCGAUCCACUCACUAGCUGACACCAUCAACCAGUCUAUUUUGGCUUUUGGCAUCCAUCAGAGCAUCAGGAAACCCAACCCAGACCAUCCGUACGGUUUCUCCAACAUGCGUUACGUGUCGUCGCUGGUGUCUGGUGUCGGGAUCUUCUGUGUGGGAGCUGGACUCUCCAUCUACCACGGAGUUCUGGGACUGAUCGACCCACAGCCCAUGGAGUCAUUCUUUUGGGCUUACUGCAUUCUGACUGGAUCACUUGUAUCAGAAGGAGCCACUUUACUUGUCGCCACUGCUCAAAUACGGAAGAGUGCCCAAGCACAGGGAAUGCAGUUCAUGGAAUAUGUGUGGCGCAGUCGUGACCCGAGUGUGAAUGUUGUGCUGUUGGAGGAUGCUGCAGCUGUGUUGGGUGUGGCCAUCGCAGCCACGUGUAUGGGCCUCACCUCACUAACAGGUAACCCUGUGUAUGAUGCCAUGGGGUCCAUCACCAUCGGGGGCCUGCUGGCCAUGGUGUCAGCUUUCCUCAUCUACACCAACGCUGAGGCUCUGAUUGGUCGAUCCAUCCCACCUGACCAGCUGGACAGGAUCAUGCACAGUCUGGAGGAUGAUGUCAUGGUCAGAGCCAUCCACGACAUCAAGGCUACAGAGAUGGGGCUGAACAUUGUCAGGUUUAAGGCUGAGGUGGAUUUUGAUGGACGGGAGGUGACCCGGUCUUACCUGGACAAAGUGGACCUGGAGGCCUUAUUGCAGGAGGUGCAACAGUACCAGACCAUAGAAGACAUGGAAGGCUUCAUGUUAAGACAUGGGGAGAACAUCAUAGACAUCUUAGGGGCAGAGGUGGACAGACUAGAGACACAACUAAAGAAAAAGAAUCCAGAAGUGAAACAUGUGGACUUGGAGAUCUUGUGAGGAUACCAAAAACAACAAAUAGAUCUGUGUAGUAGGAUUAUCUUUUUUUUUUCAGCCAAGAAGAGGUGGCUUACAUGAGAUUAUUGCCUUUCCCUAAGUUUUAUUUCCUGAACAAAUUGUACAUAUUUGUAACAACUAAAAUGUCCUGUAUGUAUGGUUGGACUUGUCCAAUGUUUCCUUUUUACUGUGUUACAUUACUUCAAAGUGACAAGUGUGAUAUGUACUAAGUACUUAUUGAAUGUUAGACCUAUGAGAAGUUGGCUAUGCUGUUACCUGUUCACCAGAACCAGUGAUGUCAUAUGAUGUGUACGUGAACUGAUGACAUGUACUGUACAUACGUUGUGUAUAACAGGCUGAUAGGAGACUGGUGUCUACAGGCUACAGCUUACAUAGAAGAUAGAACCACAGUGAGCUAGAACUAAUCCUUUCAAUAUUCCAUUUCCUUCUCAUGAGCUCAGUUAGCAACAAUAAGCAGUCAAGAACCUCCAUUUCUUUAUUGAGCAACAACAACAUCAACCAAUGUGUUAUUUUUACAUCCAAUGAUUU
Messenger RNA from Branchiostoma belcheri (Belcher's lancelet), 2470 nucleotides. RefSeq names its product zinc transporter 9-like. Gene Ontology annotation, cellular component: membrane; nucleus. The record is from RefSeq and is a predicted model, not a curated record. Lineage: Eukaryota; Metazoa; Chordata; Leptocardii; Amphioxiformes; Branchiostomatidae. Gene Ontology annotation, molecular function: monoatomic cation transmembrane transporter activity. The transcript has 20 exons. Gene Ontology annotation, biological process: positive regulation of transcription by RNA polymerase II; transmembrane transport; zinc ion transport. The coding region runs from base 155 to 1924 and encodes 589 amino acids.